Messenger RNA from Salvia splendens (bonfire salvia), 3016 nucleotides. RefSeq names its product AAA-ATPase At2g46620. The transcript has a single exon. The record is from RefSeq and is a predicted model, not a curated record. Gene Ontology annotation, molecular function: ATP binding; ATP hydrolysis activity. Lineage: Eukaryota; Viridiplantae; Streptophyta; Magnoliopsida; Lamiales; Lamiaceae. Bases 1318 to 2772 code for a protein of 484 amino acids.
UAAGCAGAAUUAUUAUUGAUAUUGGUUGAGGUUGAAGGAGGGAGAAAAAUAAGCACUAUAGUAUUCGAAUCUGUAGCCGCUCCUACGGUUUAUUUGUUUAUGGCAUAAAAGAUAAAUACAAUGAGUAGAUGUCUUGCAUUGAAAUCAUAUUGUUUGAAUUAAACUAAACCAUAAAGGCUUCUGAGACCAAAAAACAAAAGAAAAAAAAAGAGAGAUAAAGAAAUUGGUCCAUAAACAAGUUGAUACAACCCAAGCCGUCAGGCUCGUCGUCCUAGAAAAGAAAAAUAAACUAUUGUUGCUUAUUAAAAUCUCAAGGCCUAAUUAAUCAAUUUAUUGAAGAAAAUAUACAUCUUUUAUGGGUCAUAAAUAAAUGCACUAAUAAUUAGGUAUACAUGCUUGACUAAUCUAGCGGAACCCGCGUGAAUAGAAUGCUGACUAAUGAUGCAAACAAAAAACCGAGAAUAUUUUUUCUGAUUGAGAAAUUGCUGGGAACAUAAUUAAAUAGAUUCCAAAUCUUGUGUCACUGUAAAAACAAUAUUUGAUUUUAAUCGUACUUACAUUCCUUUAUUGUGUUAAUUAAUAACAUAUUAUAGCAGUAUAUACUUACUAUGACAAGACCCAUAUUAGUACAAAUAAACACAUGUUUUUUCCUUUUUUCGUAACAUUUGUUUGCGUCGCAAGUCGCGACUAAUCCUAAUCCGUGCAUAAUACACAUGACCGACACCAACUUUUUAUAUCUUGGAGUAAACUAUGAGGAAAUCAUAUUUUUUAUGUAAUUAGAAUAUGAAAUACCAAAACUUUAAAAAAGGACAUACUGAAUCUUAGUUCUAUUUCGUGGAAUAUUAAAGGAAAAAGGGUUGGGUUAGUUUGAAAAAUCUAAUUAAAUCAGUAUUAAUGUAUUCUAUUUCAAGCACACAAUAAAUCCAGUCAGACUAACACAGCUAUAUGUGCGUCAGAUAAUUCACACACACACACGCACAGAGCUAUAGUUAUUUCACCUAAAUUAAUUUGACUUAUUAAACACGAGGCGUGUCCAUACUAUAAAUAUUGAAUUCUCAAAUAUUUUCAUACCCAAAGCCAAAAUCAACAAACGCACAUAAAUAGACUUAUUCAACAUUCUUCUUUCAAACUCUACGACUAAUUUAGUUUUUUUCCCCCUAAACCUGCAAAAUAUAUUAAUAUUCCCACAUCUUCAUCAAAUCAUUCAUCCACCUAUAAUGUUGAUUCCUACCUCCUCCGAUUCUCUCGUAUUUCCAACUCUUAUCUCUUAAAUCAUUUUUUUUGUUCAGCUACUCUCAUAUCCUUUUCGUUUACGCCAUGUUUAGUUUCGUGAAUUUUGGUAUACUUAUUUUGUCUAUCGUUUUUCUGGGAGUGGUUUCGAAGUUCUUGUCUAGAACAAGUUUAAUCCACUCGUUGAAGAAAGUAUGGCGUUGGCUGCAGGAGAAGUGCUAUGUCUACCAGUUCUACAAGGUGCCGAAAUUCAACGAAAACAUGCAGGAGAAUCAAUUGUACCGAAAGGUUAGCACGUACCUGAAUUCUCUGCCGUCCGUCGAAGAUUCAGAUUUCGCGAACCUUUUCGCCGGCACCAAGCCGACUGAAAUCAAUCUGGUUCUCGACGAGAAUCAGAUCGUGACGGAUCAAUUCCUCGGCGCCAGAGUGUUUUGGAGGAGCGAAAACGGUGAGAGAGAGGGCGAGAAGUCGCUGGUGCUGAAGAUCAGGAAGAACGAUAAGCGGAGGGUUCUGGUGCAGUAUUUGCAGCAUAUUCAUCAGACGUUUGAUGAGAUUGAGCAGAAGCUGAAGGAGGUGAGGCUGUUCGUCAACGUAGACGACGGGACGGAGAGGAACGGGCGGUGGAGGUCGACCUCGUUCACGCAUCCGGCGACGAUGGAAACGAUGGUGAUGGACGCGGAUCUGAAAUCGAAAAUCAAAUCGGAUUUAGAGAAUUUUUUGAAGUCCAGGCAGUAUUACCACCGAUUAGGCCGCGUCUGGAAGCGGAGCUACCUGCUGUACGGUGCGGCGGGGACGGGAAAAUCGACAUUCAUCGCCGCGAUGGCGAAGUUCCUCAGCUACGACGUGUACGAGAUCAACCUCCACAAGGUGCGAAACGACGCCGAUUUGAAGUACCUCCUCCUCCAAACGACGAAGAAGUCGCUGCUGGUGAUCGAGGAUCUCGACCGCCAUCUGGAGGAUAAAUCGACGGCGCUGAGCCUCUCUGGAGUCCUCAACUUCAUGGAUGGAAUAUUCUCGAGCUGCGGCGAGGAGAGAGUGAUGGUGUUCACGAUGAACAGCAAGGAAAACGUUUGCGCGUCGAUCCUACGCCCCGGGAGAAUCGACGUCCACAUCAACUUCCCCUUGUGCGAUUUCAGCGCAUUUAAGAAUUUGGCAAACAGUCAUCUCGGAUUGAAGGAGCACAAAUUAUUCCCGCAGGUGGAGGAGAUAUUCCAAACCGGAGCGACGCUGAGCCAGGCGGAGAUCGGGGAGAUCAUGAUCUCGAACCGGGGCUCGCCUAGCAGGGCGUUGAAAACGGUUAUCACGGCGCUGCAGGGGAAUCUGGCGUCUCGGGUCGGAAAGAGAUUGAGCGGGUCCGGGUCGGGUCGGACACAGGAGGAACCGGAGGAAGCAGUGAAGGAGGGGCAAAAUGGUAUUCUUCACCCAAUGAAGGAUAUUAAGAAUUUUUAUGGGCUUUUGAGGAACAGGAGCAGUAGAAAGGCGUCCAUGGAUAAAUUUGAGAUCGAUCUCAAUGAUCGAGAAAAUUCGGCACAUGGUGCUUGAGUCCGAUUUGUUUUGUUUGGGGUUCUGAAUUUUGAAACCCAUUUAAUUUCUCUUUGUUAUUUGUAUAGGUAUGUCAAUCAGUUAAUUGUUCUUUUAUUUAUGAUUUUUGUCAGGUAACAUAGGUUUUUAUAUUUUAAGAUACAAAAUUAGCACACUCGAACGCAGCUUGUAGAUGGAUAAUCUGUAAGGAGAGGAAGAGAGUCUAUGAGCUUCUUUUAAUUGAUUUCAUGAAUAUUUUCUUUUA